This is a messenger RNA of Arachis ipaensis, 1559 nucleotides long. The record is from RefSeq and is a predicted model, not a curated record. Lineage: Eukaryota; Viridiplantae; Streptophyta; Magnoliopsida; Fabales; Fabaceae.
CGCAGCCGGAAGUGUGAGCUUUGGUAGUUAGGGUGUUACACUUAGAGGAGGCUAUUUAAAGAUGAGUUAUCAGAGGAAAAAUUUAUAUCGUAUGUAACUUGUCAACUUCCUAACUUCCUUGAAUGACCAGAAAUACAAGGCCACUAAUCAUGCAUGUAGGAUAUAUUUCAAGAGGGAUACUCAACUUCAGAUGGUACAUAAUCCAUUAUUUCCGGGGAAUGUGUUUCGUUUUGUUCCUAAUGAUCUAAUACUGAACCACACAAAUGCUCAGUCGCAUCUUAUAGAUGUUAUUGGUCUAUUUACUGGCAAGGGUGACAUAAUUCAAUUUACUAAGAAUGGCAAGAAGUGCAACUACAUUGUUCUCGAGCUUGAUGACAUGAAGGGAAAAGGCAAGAUUAGGUGCACAUUUUGGGAGGAUUUUGCAACUAAGUUGGUCAAUCACAUGGAAGAGCAGCCAACAUCACUAAGUUCAACCUCUUUAAAGAUGCAAUGGGCAUAUCAAAUACCAAUCAUAAUUCAAUUCUCUACAUCAAUGUGGACUUCCAAGAGGUUAAGGAUUUUCGCAAGAGCGUCAUCAUGGCUGCGGUUCCACAUGCAAACCAACUAUCCCAAAUUGCUACAGAGCCAGCGUACUCUAUGGAGGAUGAUCUCAUCAACAACUCCAUUUACAAACCCAUUUCUGAACUCAAGGCAUCCAUUGAGAAUGGGAGCUUUGUGACAAUUGGAACUGUAAUUGCAAUUGACCCCAAGAACGGUUGGUGGUACAAAAGUUGUAAGCAUUACUUUCAUUCACUAAGGGAGGCUAAGGAUUCCUACUAUUGUGCCAAGUGUGCCACCUAUCCAACCACUCACACACCUAGGUAUAGCAUUAAUAUGAAGGUUGCUGAUGAUAUUGAUACGGCUGCAUUCCUUCUUUAUGACAAGGAAGCGACCAAAUUUCUUGGAAUCUCUGCCUCUGACCUGAGGCUUGCACAUCUAACCAGGCCAAACCUUGCAAUGGAACACUCAGAACUGUUGAGCUUGCAAACUGCUUCCACCGACACGUCAAAGGGCACGAGUUCUCCUUCUGUUGAGACUUUGGUGGACAACUCUAACGAUGCUUUCUCGACCCCCAAGAGAAACAUUAUUAGUGGUGGAUGGUCUAAGCAACUCAUUGAUCUUUAUCCAGACUCUGCUAAUGGAUCAUCAUUGAAGUGUAGAAAUCUCGAAGAUGGCAUUCUCAGAGUUGAUAAAGUCUACCAAGAUUAGUCUGGAUAGAUUCUCAAGCAAAAUAUAUGGUGGACUACUGAUCAAGCUCAAGUAUCAUAGUAUAUUUCCCAGUAUCAAUGUUGCGUAUAAUUAUGGUUUUGUGUUGUGUCCUUUAAUGAAAUGAUGUCGUUGCUUUUUUUUCCCUUUAGCUAUGUCAUCCAAUAACGCAUGGUCUAAUGCAAUCAAACCAUGCGAGUAAUUGUGUGCAUGUAAUGCUAAUUAUGUAUGUGGAGCAAAAGCAAUAUGUAUGAUAUGUGCUUGCUUCUUAUGUUUGGUUCCUUUAAUCCAAUCGUAAUGUGUUUGUUUAAUAA